This is a messenger RNA of Colletes gigas, 1998 nucleotides long. Its product is annotated as alpha-tocopherol transfer protein-like. Gene Ontology annotation, cellular component: membrane. The record is from RefSeq and is a predicted model, not a curated record. The coding region runs from base 142 to 1062 and encodes 306 amino acids. Lineage: Eukaryota; Metazoa; Arthropoda; Insecta; Hymenoptera; Colletidae. Gene Ontology annotation, molecular function: phosphatidylinositol bisphosphate binding. The transcript has 5 exons.
UCUACCGUUCUCCAUCUCUUCGGUGCCGCCGCGCGAGUUUCUUGCAUUUCUCUUUCCGCGACCGGUCGAACCUCGUCGUCGUCGAUCGUUCUCUUCCCCGAUUCUGUGCCGUCUUCAGGAUCGACGUCGCCACCGAUCAAGAUGUUGCUGGUUCAACCGUCAGAGGAGAUGUCGGAGAAGAUCCGCGUGGAGCUGAACGAAAACGUGGCAACGCGCGACAGCGAUCUCGAAAUAAUCAAGGAAUGGCUCGCCAAACAACCCCACUUACCUAAUACCUAUGAUGAUGGCAGACUGAUGACGUUCCUCCGAGGAUGCAAGUUCUCCUUGGAAAAAUGCAAAAAGAAGCUGGACAUGUACUUCACGAUGAGAGCGGCGGUUCCAGAGUUCUUCACCAACCGAGACGUCACUAGCCCAGAAAUGAGAGAGAUCACCAAACUUAUUCAGAUCCCGCCGUUGCCCGGCCUGACGAAAAACGGUCGCCGGGUGAUCGUUAUGCGAGGUGUCGACAAGGACGUGCCGACCCCGAACGUGACCGAGACGCUGAAGCUGGUGAUGAUGAUAGGGGACAUACGUCUGAAGGAGGAACUGGUCGGUGUCGCGGGCGACGUGUACGUCCUGGACGCCAGCGUCGCGACACCGGCGCAUUUCGCGAAAUUCACGCACGGGAUCGUGAAGAAGUUCCUCGUGUGCGUGCAAGAGGCAUACCCGGUCAAGCUGAAGGAGGUACACGUGGUGAACGUCAGCCCCCUCGUCGACACCAUCGUCAAGUUCGUGAAACCGUUCCUCAAGGAGAAGAUACGCAACAGGAUCUUCAUGCACAGCGACGUCAAGACCCUCUACGAUUACGUUCCCAAGGAAAUACUGCCCACGGAGUAUGGUGGCGAUGCUGGGCCCAUUCAGGUCAUCCACGAAACAUGGUUGAAGAAACUCGAAGAGUACCGUCCAUGGUUCUUGGAGCAGGAAUCCGUAAAAGCAAACGAGGAUCUUCGGCCAGGAAAACCAAAGACCCACGACGAUCUAUUUGGUAUCGAUGGAUCAUUUCGACAGCUGAAUGUCGAUUAAGACAGCAUAUCGUGAAUUCAGCUAAAGUAAAAUGAAAAGGAUAUGUAUAUAGAACAACGUCGAUGAGCAGGUCGAAAAGCUUUAAGAUAAUAUCGAUAACAAUUACACAGAAUUAUAUUUUUUUUACUAUUCAUCGUUUUAUAAAUAAAAUACCAGAACCAUUUUAUCAUGCUUGUACAUUUUAGUGGUCUUAGAAAACGGUAUGAAACUUCAACUUUUUCUUUCGAGCCCUUUCGCGUCGUCGAUGAUCAGUCGACGCCUCGAACAUGAGGUCAAGAAUUUAUUUGUACAUAAACAAAUAAAUGUAUUAUUAUUCUAAUAUAAAAUCGUCCAUAUUUUUCUAUAUUAAAAAUUUUCUUUCGCGUACCCGUAUCCGUGGAUCGUGAGAUGCAAUCCGUGUCAGAAAAUAUUGUUUUAUAUUUUCCAGUCGAAAAGGAAAUGUGAAAAAAGCAUUCGUUUCGUAUUAUAACAAUUGGAAUGUUCAAGAUUAGAUGGGCAAACGUUUGGUAAAUAUUCGUUUAUUUUUACUAGAAAUUUUUAACAAUAAAGAGUGUUCUAUUGUGUUCAGAAUGGUGAUAGUUGAUUUUCGUUCGAAACGCAGAAAAAUUGUAAUGGCGCCUUUUGUUGUCUGUAUAUAGAGUGUUUUGUUUACGUUCUCUCGAUUCAAUUUUUUUUAAGAAACUUGCAUCUUUUAUCAACUCCACGCCACACUGUGGGAAAUAGGCUCGGUUUAUGUGCAAUGUACGAUAUACAUAUAAGUAUGUGAAAAGUAGAGAAUGUACAGUUCGCAAAGCAAAUCAUGGAUGCAACAAAGCAUUUGUUUAUACAAGGUGUUCGGCUAUUCCUGGGAAAAAUUUUAAUGGGGGAUUCUAGAGGCCAAAAUAAGACGAAAAUCAAGAAUACCAAUUUGUUGAUGGAGGCUUCGUUAAAAAGUUA